AUGACUGCCUUGUCUGACAAGACAGUUUUGCAGCUUGUAAAAACCGUUUGUGAGGAUUUAAAGUUGAAUAUAAAGCCAGCAGAAUUAGAAGAAGUUGAUGCCAAAUUAAUUUACACUUGCUUCUCAAGACUUUGUGAUUUAAAAAAAGAUUCAGAAAAGCAGAGUGGAAAAUCACUAGUGGAACAUGUGUUGGAUAACUUCUCCAGCUUCCUAGACCUCAGCCUCUGCCACAUCACCCCUGACGCCCUGUUGAACCACGACAAACUUGCUAUUAAAAAUUUAUUCGAAUUGUUUCACGAAACUAUUUUAUUACAGAAAAAGGAACAGGGGAAAGAAGAUGAAUGCAAUGAUUCAGAAACCCUGGUCCUGUUGAAUCACUUACUCUCAACUCUGAAAAUGAAGAAAAUUGUAAAAUCUAUCAGACAAAUCAACUCCUCACUAUUCUAUACAAUAUUCCACUCUGUCUGCCCUACCUAUUUCGAUCAGGUACCAACUGGUGCACCGAUCGAAGAUAACGAUGACGAUGAUGAAGAAGAAGAAAAAGAGCUAAUUGCCUACAGGCAGCUUUUGAAAACUCUAUCCUACGCAAUUGACACACCAUUAGAUCAUAUAAAACCAGAUAUGCUGGUAUCACAUGACUGCCACUCUAUCACUAAACUUAUUGAAGUUAUUGUGGGUAUGAUGGAAGGUAUUUUCCUGGCCAAUAAUGAUAAGUUGUCCAAAAUAGAUCAAGAGCUUGUAGACACGACGAACUAUUUAUUAAAAACAUGCGGACUAACGUAUAGAGUAAAGAAAGUAUCCCAUAUCAGUGAUAGAAUAUUUGUGGCUAUCUUUGAAAUUUUCACCAAACAAGUUUUACAAGAUGUUAACAGGAAUGCUGAUACAACGGAGGAAAAAUCUAGAAACGUUCAGAUAGUCAUCGAUGUAUUAUCGAAUGACGUCGUCUGCACGUCGCUAUCGCACAUCACUGGUUGUGACGUCAUUGACGGAAACCGGAUGUCUAUCAGGAAUCUUCUUGAGAUAUUUUACGAAUUGAUAACAUGCUUCAAUGAUAAAAUUGUCGAGGAGAAUAUUGAACGUAUGGCGAAUGGAGAGAAGUGUGACGGGGCGGACGAUGAUAAGAGCGUCAUACAUGAGUACAUCGACAAGCUAGGCGUUUUUAAUGGCGAUGGUGAUUAUGAUGGCAAGCAAAAUGAUGGGGGUGCUUAUCUUCGAGCAGCCGAGACUUAUGAAGAUGAAUGUGAAGAUGACGGAGAUGAUGAUGGCUGUAGCUUUGGUGAGAAGAUAGAGACAAGAGACGAAGAUGAUUUUGAUAGGCGAGGUAAUGGUCCCAUCAAAGAAAACAGUUCUAAAAGUAUGAUUGUCAACAAACAGUCAAAAAAAUUUCCCAUGGCUACAAUGCUGAAGAAUUAUUUUGGCUGCAAUCAGGCGAAAUCAGAGAAGAAAUCAACAGUGGCAAAAGACUUGCUAAACCUUAAGGCAUCAUUAAAAGCGUCAACACCGUGUCGUUAUUCGAACGUUCCAACUGGAAAGUUGUCGCCCAACAGCAAACGAUUUAAAAACAUCUCAGUUGGCAGGGAGAAGUCUUCAAAAAAAUUUAUUCAGUCGCAAAAGAGUGAGAAGAUGAAACACGAUACGUUAGAUGAUCGUUCUAGAAAGGUUGGCCAUCCAGCGUCAUCACCACAACGGCAUGAUUCGUUAAAAGUUGAAAUGUUGAGUGGCCACAAGAAGCGCGGUCCAAACAAUCUGGUGAUGGUCGAUGAUAAGAAAGACGACGAUGAUGAAGAUGAUGAAAAUGAUGAUGGUGAUGAUGAUAUCGUUGCAAACUGUGAGAAGAAGCUGGCAGCCAUCCAGGCACUGUGCGACGAUGGUGGUGGUAGCAACGACGACGUUUGUAGAAUCUGCAAGCGACAUUUCAAAGUUGGCUUCUAA
Helobdella robusta is the source of this 1932-nucleotide messenger RNA. RefSeq lists its product as hypothetical. NCBI's taxonomy places the organism in Eukaryota, Metazoa, Annelida, Clitellata, Rhynchobdellida, Glossiphoniidae. The transcript is spliced from 10 exons. The coding region runs from base 1 to 1932 and encodes 643 amino acids. Gene Ontology annotation, cellular component: centrosome; spindle pole. The record is from RefSeq and is a predicted model, not a curated record.